This is a messenger RNA of Carya illinoinensis, 1653 nucleotides long. Its product is annotated as putative deoxyribonuclease TATDN1. The transcript has 12 exons. Gene Ontology annotation, cellular component: cytosol. The coding region runs from base 118 to 1125 and encodes 335 amino acids. The record is from RefSeq and is a predicted model, not a curated record. NCBI's taxonomy places the organism in Eukaryota, Viridiplantae, Streptophyta, Magnoliopsida, Fagales, Juglandaceae. Gene Ontology annotation, molecular function: 3'-5'-DNA exonuclease activity.
UUUCAACGAACUGUUGGGCUUUCGACCCAGAAAAUAAAAAAGUGAUUUUGUUUUAUUUAAAAUCUGUUGAGUGGCAAACUCGACCACAGCUACUCGCUCUUUCAUUCCGAGCUAGCCAUGGCAACAGUGCGCAUGAUAGACAUAGCCGUCAACUUCACAGAUGGCAUGUUCAAAGGGAUCUACAAUGGCAAGCAAUGCCACCUACCGGAUAUAGCUGCAGUUUUGAAUAGGGCUUGGAGUGCCGGCGUGGACCGAGUCAUCGUAACUGGUGGGUCACUCCAAGAAUCAAAAGAAGCUCUUGCAAUCGCCGAAACAGAUGGUUUGUUGAACAUGGAGGCUCUUCUGUACAGUCGGUGUGCACCCAACAAGAUGCAAGGUUACUUCUUGUUCCUUAAAGAGUUUGAAGAGAGUGGAGAUCCUGAAAAACAUUUUCAGGCUCUUUUGACAUUGGCCAAAGAGGGAAUUGAGAAGGGAAAGGUGGUUGCAAUUGGUGAAUGUGGAUUGGACUACGACAGGCUUCACUUUUGCCCAGCAGAGAUUCAAAAGAAGUAUUUUGAGAAGCAGUUUGAAUUGUCAUAUACAACAAAGCUACCCAUGUUUCUUCAUAUGCGUGCAGCUGCUGAAGAUUUCUGUGAAAUUUUCGAGAGAAAUAAGGACAGGUUCAGUGCUGGAGUUGUCCAUUCAUUUACUGAUAGUGCAGAAGAUCGUGAUAAGCUUCUUACAUUCAAUAAUAUUUAUAUAGGAGUAAAUGGUUGCUCUCUGAAGACGAAAGAUAAUCUUGAUGUGGUGAAGGGCAUUCCUGUAGAGAAAAUGAUGAUCGAGACGGAUUCUCCUUAUUGUGAAAUCAAGAACACUCAUGCUGGGAUUAGUUUUGUGAAAUCCAUCUGGCCCUCCAAGAAAAAAGAGAAGUAUGAUCAGGAGUGCAUUGUUAAAGGCCGCAAUGAACCUUGUCUAGUUCGGCAAGUUCUGGAGGUGGUGGCUGGUUGUAAAGGUGUCUCUGAUAUAGAUCAGCUGAGCAGGACCUUGUACCACAACACAUGCAGGGUUUUCUUUCCUCAAGACUUGGAUUCUGCAGCAGAUGCUCUGCUUGCUGGUGGUCAUGACUCUGAUGAACCAACUUCUUAGGGACUUUGCUAUAGCCAUAAAUCUUCUUGAGAAAGACUAUUUGGUUCCUACAUUCCUCCACUUCGCUGACAAAGCAUUCCGCAUAAGAUUUAAAAAAGAAAGAAAGAAAAGAAAGUCUUGGAUAGGGAGCCCCCAUGAGAGUUACAUCUACAUAUGUAUUUGAUUGCCAACUAUCCCCCCAGUUUUGGAAAUGGGGUUCUCGAUCCUUUCAGGGUCUACCAAAUUGUUCCAGAGAUUAGACGCCAUAUUCUCCAUUUGUAUUGAUCACAAUGCAAAGCAAUCAUGAUUAAUGGCGAUUGUUCCUGGUAACCAGGCAUCUGUGCCCGACCCAAGUUUUCAUAUUGUUAUCUCCACCAGUGUACAUCAUACUGCAACUGUGACAUGGUGGUUGUUCCUGUGGAUGAAGAAUCUGACCAUGAACCUGAGUUUUCGAACUAUUUAUCGUGUAUUUGAUGUGUACCAUGGAAGACGGAACACCCAAAUGCGGACUCGAGAUAAGAGUUGAUUCAAAAUACAGAUUUGACCAUA